This is a messenger RNA of Magnusiomyces paraingens, 5073 nucleotides long. RefSeq lists its product as uncharacterized. NCBI's taxonomy places the organism in Eukaryota, Fungi, Ascomycota, Dipodascomycetes, Dipodascales, Dipodascaceae. The transcript is spliced from 5 exons. Gene Ontology annotation, biological process: DNA integration. Gene Ontology annotation, molecular function: nucleic acid binding. The coding region runs from base 1 to 5073 and encodes 1690 amino acids. The record is from RefSeq and is a predicted model, not a curated record.
AUGACUUCCCGUGUCACAGUUCAACAGGUUAUGGGCCGCACUUCGGCUUAUAUUAAUCUUACUUCCUCUGAAAAACUCACUCCUCUCAACUAUCAUGUCUGGGCUACCAAAAUUCUUUUGGGUCUUCGUGCUAUGAAUAAUGGUGUCCACCUUUAUGUCGAAGCUGGUACUGUCAAUCCAGCUGCCAAUGAAUCCCUCGAAGACCUCACCGCCUCGCUUGAUACCGUCGUCCAUGAUGUCAUCCUCAACAAUAUUUCUCCUGAGUUGAUCGAACAUGUUAAUGAUGUGGCCAUUAGAGGCCGUGACCUCUGGCUUUAUCUUCAUCAGGAGUAUAGUCAACUUCAACCCGCCGAUGUCAUCUCUCUUAUGAAAUCCCUCUAUGCUGGCAAUAUUGAUGUUGGUCCAAAGUUUGUUUCUUCUGUUCGCUCUUAUGUUGCUACGUGGCGUUCCAUCUACCAAUCAUUGUCGCCUGAUUCGGUUGUGGCCUUCAACGCUUUGGCCUCAAUGGGUCCCAACUGUGAGCGCUUCAUCCAGUAUGCCUUGGAGCACCGCUUUGAUAGUAACAACAAUACUGACAACCUUGAUAUCAAUAACUUUAUCCGGAACACUGAUAAAUGGGCCAAGUUGUUGAAGAUUACUGGACCCCUGCUACUCUUUCGACUGAAGCGUUCGCGUGGUCAUACUUCCAACAAUUGUCAUGUCUCUUGGGAAGAGGUUCAGGCUGCUCGCCAAGAUAAUAAGGAUGACAAGGAAUCUAAAGAGGCUAAAACCUCAAGAGGUUGGUUUGCUGAGACUAUUGAUGAAUUUUCUGAGAUAGUUGAUGAUGAUCCAUUUGUGAGUUCCGCUUUUGUGUCCGAGACAUCUGUUGUUUCUGAAAAGUUUGGUAACAGUUGCUCCGAGUCGUUUGAUGAUUUGGAAUCCGAACUUUUUGAUUCUUCUGAGCCGUGUGUCGGCGAUGAAGAUUGUUUUGUUGGUCAAGUUUCUGAGUAUUGUUCAAACUCAGGACUUGAUAUUGAUUCAGUUGGUUCCACUGAUGAUUCUUGUUUUAAUUCUGAACCGUAUGUCGGUUCUACUGUUGUUUGUUUGGAGUCUGAACCGUGUGUCAGUUCAGCUCCUAUUUGUUUUGAUUCUGAAUCGUUGGUCGAUUCGGAUGUUGUUUCUUUUGAUUCUGAACCGUUGGUCGUCCAUCAUGUUUUUGUUGCUGAAUCUACUACUUCUGCUGAGGCCAACUUAGUUGUUGGGUCUGAUUCUUUUGACUUUAUCCAUGAUACUGGUGCUACCAGUCACAUUUGCAAUAACAUCUCAUAUUUUUCUUCUCUUCGUCCCACUUCGGCUACCAUUCGUGGUCUUGGUUCUGCUACUGCUGAGGGGGUUGGCGACAUUGUCGUUGAUCUUCUUGGUAAAGAUGACCAGCCUUGUGACCGCGUUGUUCUUCGAGAUGUUUUAUAUGUUCCUAAGAUUCCUCGCAAUUUAUUUGCUGCUCGUCGAGCUACUGCUGGUGGUUGUAGGUUCAUUCAAGACCUUAACCAUAUUUCUGCUGUUGAAAAUGGCAAAACUCGAGUCCACGCCAUUGCCAUGGGUGACUUGUACUUUUGUCGUUUCCGAGUUGUUUUGCCUUCCAAGCCAGUCCAUGAGGUGUUUGCUGUUGAGUCGUCUGCCAAUCUUUGGCACAAGCGACUUGGUCACGCCAGUGUGGACGUUCUCAAGAAAUUAUCUAAGUCACUUUCUGUCAAGCCUACUCAUUUUGAGGUUGUGGAUAGUCAUAAGUGUGACGCUUGCUUGGGUGGCAAAGCCACAGCAUUGCCAUUUAAUGGUACCACAGAAAAAGCUAGUCGUCCUUUGGAGUUAUUUGUUUCUGAUUUAAGCGGUCCUCAUGUCGCUACCCCUGUGGGUCAUCGUUAUGUCUUAACCAUUAUGGAUUAUUAUUCCAGGUACUCUUAUGUGGAGUUGUUGGUUAGGAAAAGUGAUGCAAGUCUUGCCAUUCGUAACUUUAUUGCUAGGUGUGAAUCUUAUUUUUCUGGUGAUUCUGCUGGUGAUCGAGUUGCAUAUUUUCAUUCUGAUAAUGGCGGCGAAUACAUUUCCAAAGACCUGGAGCAGUUCUUUGUGUCUAAGGGUAUCAAGCAUACUUAUACAGUUCCUCAUACUCCUCAACAAAAUGGUGUUGCUGAGCGAUUGAAUCGCACAUUAUUUGAGAAAGCCAAGUCUAUGCUUUUAUAUGCUCAUGCUCCUGAGUAUUUAUGGGGUGAAGCUGUCAAGUCUGCUAAUUAUAUUAGGAACCGUCUUCCUAGUCGUACCACUGGUGGUGUUGCACCUCUUCAACUUUGGACUGGUAAACCUCCUAGUUAUCAUCAUAUGAAAGUAUUUGGUUGUCAAGCUACAGUUGUUCUUCCUGGUGCUAAAAGAGAAUCUAAGUUAAGUUCAAAUACUGAAGCUGGUGUUUUUGUUGGGUAUUCUUUGGAUCGUACAGCUUAUCGAGUUCUUCUUGAUUCAAGCAUUGUUGAAGCCAGGAGUGUUUACUUUGAUGAGUCCAAGUUUCCAUUUAUGAAAAGUGAUAAGGACUUGUCUAUUAAUGCUACUGGUGUUGGGUUUAGUGUUGGUUCUGGUUCAGGGUCCAUGUCAGGACCUUGUUUUGAUUCUAAGGGGACUGGUUUAGGAUCUAAUGUUAGGGUUAAUUCUAUUGCUAGUUCUGAUUUAAGUUCUGGUUCUAGUUUUGGGUCUCAUAGAUCUUUACCAGCAUCCUCAUCUGGUUCUGGUUCUGGUUCUAUUUGUGCUUUACCGUCUCCGUCUCCGUCUUCUUCUCCGUCUCAUUCUCCGUCGCCGCCUCCUUCUUCUUCUUCUUCUUCUAUUAUUGUUCAUAAGCCUCGUUCUGUUCGUCGCAUUUUGUCUACACCUUCUGCUCCUCUUGAGUCUCCUACUCUUCCUUCUAUUGCUUCUGUUCCAUCUCUUCCUAGUUCUCCUAUUCUUCCACCUUCAGAUCAUGAUGUCUCUAUCUCUCCUGACUCUAGUCCUAUUAUUUCUUCUUCGGAAUAUAUUCCUUCACAAUUAGACUUAUCUGAAACUGGUCCAUCUAUUAAUGAAUCUGAUAUUUCAGGUGAUUCUGGGAUCUCGCAACGAGGGGGUGAUAUUGGGUUUCAACCGUCUAUCAUUGCUUCGUCUCCCACUCCACCACCUUCUGUUGAAUUGGAAGUAGUGCCACUUAGUCAAGAAUCUCCUUCGUCUGAUCUUGUUAAUUCUCUUGACCAAGCUGGUGUUAGUGUUGUCACUAAGGAUGAUACUCAAGCUGUUUUGCCUAAAUCUCGAUCUCGUGUUGUUGCUGUUCGUUUACCUUCUAUAACUCCUGCCAAACGCCCGAGUUCUGAUGACAUUGUUUCACCUCCUUCUAAACACCUUUGUGAAAAUUCUUUGAAACAAUCUCCAGUGUCUGCAACACCUGCAAAACGUCCAGCUGAAGAAGAGUGUAUUUCUUAUCGUCGUCUCAAAUCUCUCCGCUUUGAGUAUGAUGAUGUGGCUUUACUUGUUUUUACAGAUCCUAGUAGUUUUGAAGAAGCUAUGUCUAGUGAAGAAGCUGAGUUUUGGCUUGAAGCCUGUGUUAUUGAAAUGUCGUCUCUUAAACGCAAUGGUACUUGGGAAUUGGUUGAUCUCCCACCUGGUCGCAAGGCUAUCAAUAGCAAAUGGGUGUUUAAAGUUAAGCGCAAAGCUGACGGUUCAAUUGAACGUUACAAAGCUCGUCUCGUGUGUAUUGGAUUUUCGCAAGUUGAAGGUAUUGAUUAUACUGAAACUUUUGCUCCCGUUGUUCGUUACGAGACUGUGAGGAUUGUUCUUGCUAUUGCUGCUCAGUUUGGGUUCCAGGUUCAUCAUAUGGAUGUCGAGACUGCAUUUCUUAAUGGCCAGGAAUCUAAAGUGUGUCAUUUGAAGAAGUCUUUAUAUGGUUUAAAGCAAGCUCCUUUGUGUUGGAAUGAGAAGAUUCAUGGUGCUCUUGUCAAACUUGGGUUUAUUCGUAAUGAAAGUGACUACGGUGUGUAUACCAAAGGAUCUGGGUCUACCAUGGUCAUUAUUGCACUGUAUGUUGAUGAUUUACUUAUUUCUGGCAAUUCUUCUGAAGUCAUUGCCAAAACCAAGUCUUCUUUGUCAUCUAUGUUUAAGAUGAAAGACUUGGGCCCAGUCGAGCAGUUCCUUGGCAUGAGAGUUAAGCAGUCACCUUACCAUAUUACUAAUUGUUCAAGUGUCAAGACUCCUUUACCCACUCGUGAUCUUUCUGAUUUUUCCGAGUCUGACUCUGCUACCGAUGCCUCCAUGUAUCGCAGUAUUAUUGGUAAGCUGAUUUAUGCUGCUAAUUGUGCUCGUCCUGAUCUUGCUGUUGCUGUUAGCUUUCUUUGUCGAUAUAUGCAGAAUCCUAAGUCUAUUCAUAUGGAAGCUGCUAAGCAUACUCUUCGUUAUCUUAAGGGUACUGCUGAACUUGGUCUUGAAUAUCGAGCUCAGAAAGUCUACAAGCUUGUUGGCUAUAGUGAUGCCGACUAUGCACAGGACAAGCAGGACCGUAAGUCCUUUACUGGGUAUGUUUUUAUUCUGUCUGGUGGUCCCAUUACUUGGGCUUGCCGAAAGCAAGUUAGUCCUGCAUCGUCCAGCGUCGAGUCUGAGUAUAUGUCAUUGUCUGAUGCGUCUAAGGAAUGCUUCUGGAUUAAUCAGUUGUUGUCCCUUUGCAAGAUUCCUAUUCCGUUGCCAGUGACUAUGUUUGAGGACAAUCAGGGAUGUAUUGCUUUGGCUCAGAACCCAGUGUUUCAUCGUCGCACCAAGCAUAUUGAUGUUCGUUAUCAUGUUGUGCGUCACUAUAUUCGCAGUGGAGUGAUUCAUCUGGAGUAUCUUGAUACUCAAGUGAUGUUGGCAGAUAUGUUUACUAAGAAUCUUGGUCGUGUGAAGUUUGAGACAUUAAGGGGACUACUUGGUAUGAAGGCAGUAGGUGAUUCUGCGACAAGGGGAGGUGUUGAGCAUGCAAUGUUGUCGCAGACUAGUGCAGUUGAUAAUGCACGUGAGUUUGGGUGGGAAACUAUGGUUGACAAUCUAUGUUUAUUUUAG